UCGUAAGACAAUUUCUUGCACAUUUCUUAUUUGCAAUUUUCUUGGCGUAAAUACUCCUUUAAGCUUAACCAUCUCUCUAUAUCCUCACUCUCUCUUCUUUCUCUCUGUAGAUCCUAUUUCCAAUUUUCUCUAUCAUGGCAGCCAGUCUCGCUCCUGUAUCAAUCUCAGGUGGAUCUAACUUGAAGGCACGUGAGCUUUGCUCCUCAAAGUCCCUUUCAUUUGGAAAAACACCAAGACUUGCAGUUCAAAGGAAGCUAAAUCUGGUGGGAACCAACCGCAAUUUAUCAGUUCGUGCCAAUUACCAAGAUGGUAAUAGGGGUGGUGGCAGUGACUUUGUGGCUGGUUUUCUUUUAGGAGGCGCCAUAUUUGGAACUUUGGCUUAUGUUUUUGCUCCUCAGAUCAGAAGAUCAUUGCUAAAUGAAGACGAAUAUGGGUUCCGGAAGGCCAAGCGACCAAUUUAUUAUGAUGAAGGCUUAGAGAAGACCAGGCAGACCUUGAAUGCAAAAAUUAGCCAGCUGAAUUCUGCUAUUGACAAUGUCUCUUCACGUUUGAGAGGGGGUAAUAACAAUCCACCUACUGUCCCUGUUGAAACUGAUCCUGAGGUAGAAGCUACCAUGUAAGAUAUGUUUCUCUCUUCGUUGCAAUCUGAGACCAGACACAUCGUAUGAGACCAGACAUGUAAGUGUGCGCCAUCCGUUGUACUUAAUGGAGGUUGCCUUUUGAUGUUUAAAUCAGAUUGCAAGUGUUAUAGUUAGCAUUAUUGCAGCCUCCAACACUGGCCUUAUUGAGGACUUAUAAUGGAAAUAGUAGCCUCUGAUCAUUUCCUUCUUUUAUCAUGUUACUUGUCAAUUGUCAUCCAUAAACACAGGGGUUGGUGAUUAUUGACAACCUUCUUUUCUUUUCAUCUCAUGCUGCUGUUUACAUUAAGAAGAGGCAUGAUUUUCAGUUAA
Messenger RNA from Ricinus communis (castor bean), 950 nucleotides. RefSeq lists its product as uncharacterized. NCBI's taxonomy places the organism in Eukaryota, Viridiplantae, Streptophyta, Magnoliopsida, Malpighiales, Euphorbiaceae. The record is from RefSeq and is a predicted model, not a curated record. The transcript has 5 exons. Gene Ontology annotation, cellular component: chloroplast inner membrane; chloroplast thylakoid membrane. The coding region runs from base 135 to 620 and encodes 161 amino acids.